CGUUCGCUAAAAUCACCAAAUCAGCCCAAACAGAAAGGUGGGCCGUACAACGUCACAGAAGAUCAGUUCCUGGCUUCCAUCUGAUCUGUACCCUACUGUCUUCUUCCUUCCUUGCUUAUCCUAUUCUUCGUAUUCCAUCUCCAAUUUCCACAGCAGUUCAUCAGUCAGUACGAUUCCAUAAACCUUCACCGUUUUCCAUGGAUGCAUGUAGCUUUGGGGCUUCAAGUUUGAAAUUUUCAAAUUCGAAUUUGGGUGCUGCUAGAAUUGAACCACCUACUUCAAAGCAACCAUUGCAUGGCGUAAAAGUCCCAAAUGUUAGACAGUUUGAUGGUUUGACGUUAUCUCAACGUUCUUCUAAGAAUUCAAAUCGAUGCCUGUGUUUGCCAUUAAAGAACGCCCAAUCUGAUACACAUUCAGAAGAUCAUCGCUCAGAAGCAUCCAAUUCAUCUGAAUCAAGAACACAACUUGUUCCAACUGCUUUGGAGGUGGAAUCUCUCAUAUCUGGAAUAUGUGAAACCUCAAUUGCAGAGUUUGAAAUGAAAGUUGGUGGAUUUCGGCUAUAUGUAAUGAGAGACUUGGGUGUAGAAAUUCCGAAUUCGCCCCCGCCUCCACAAUCUACUUCAAAUGUAGUAGAUCCAACACCAGGGGCAAGUGAGGUAAAUGGGUCAGCUUCAUCAUCAUCUCUAGCCAUCACAAAAGCUUCAUCUGGUGUUCAGAGUUUGCUUGAUAAAGCUACAGAUGAAGGACUCACUAUAAUCCACUCUCCAAGAGUUGGGUACUUUAAAAGAUCACGAACCAUUAAAGGGAAACGAGCACCUCCUUCAUGCAAAGAAAAGCAAAUAGUGAAGGAGGGACAGGUUGUUUGUUAUGUAGAACAGCUUGGUGGCGAGUUACCUAUCGAGUCUGAUGUAGCUGGGGAAGUUGUCAAGUUUCUUUGUGAAGAUGGUGCUGCUGUGGGAUAUGGUGAUGCUUUGAUUGCAAUUCUUCCUUCUUUUCCUGGGAUUAAGAAGCUCCAUUAGGUGGACAGAUGGCUUAUUUUGAGGUUUUUUAAGAUUAAAUUGGUUCAUGAGUGACAUUUUUAUGAUGUUUAUUAAGAUUGGUUAUCUGUAAAAAUCGGGUUCUGAUUUAAUAAUAGUGUAAAUUAAUUGAGACUUGUGAUGUUUUAUUUUGAU
Molecule: messenger RNA, 1172 nt
Organism: Lactuca virosa
Lineage: Eukaryota; Viridiplantae; Streptophyta; Magnoliopsida; Asterales; Asteraceae
Source: the annotation of a GenBank genome assembly